Messenger RNA from Jatropha curcas, 2687 nucleotides. RefSeq names its product regulator of nonsense transcripts UPF3. Gene Ontology annotation, molecular function: mRNA binding. Lineage: Eukaryota; Viridiplantae; Streptophyta; Magnoliopsida; Malpighiales; Euphorbiaceae. The record is from RefSeq and is a predicted model, not a curated record. Gene Ontology annotation, cellular component: nucleolus; cytoplasm. Gene Ontology annotation, biological process: positive regulation of translation; nuclear-transcribed mRNA catabolic process, nonsense-mediated decay.
UACAAACAAUACAUUUACUGAGUCCUUUUCGUUUCACUGUCUCUCUCUUCCUCUGUGCUCUUCUUUUCCUCCCUUAACCUUUCGUGCAUGGCGAUUAGGGCACCAAUCCGUUAUUAUGGCAUGAAAUCUCUCUCGAUCGAUGCUAAUACUCCAUGACGAAGAUGUAAUCUCAUACAGAUUUUCGAGCUUUUUAGACUAAUUUGGAAGAAGAGGAAGAGAAAAUAGGAAACUGUAGUUUGAUUUGGGGAUUUUGGAUUUCUAGGGUUUGUUCUCUUUGUUUGUUUGGAUUUUAGGCUUUUUAAGUUAUGAAAGGUCAAUCUGAGAAGACAAAGGUGGUGGUGCGCCACUUGCCGCCUACGAUUUCUCAGGACAUGUUUUUGGAGCAAAUCAACGUUGCUUUCGCUGGGCGUUAUAAUUGGGUAUCGUUCCGUCCUGGCAAGAACAGUCAGAGGCAUCAAUCCAAUUCUAGAGCCUACAUUGACUUCAGAAGCCCAGAAGAUGUUAUUGAGUUUGCAGAGUUCUUUAAUGGUCAUCUCUUUGUCAAUGAGAAGGGCACACAGUUUAGAGCUGUGGUUGAGUAUGCUCCCUCACAGCGUGUUCCAAAGCAGUGGUCUAAGAAAGAUGGUCGUGAAGGCACCAUCCUAAAAGAUCCUGCAUAUCUGGAGUUCCUUGAAUUGAUAUCAAAGCCUGCUGAGAAUCUUCCCAGUGCUGAGAUACAAUUGGAAAGAAGAGAAGCUGAAAGAGCCGGUAUUAUAAAAGAUGCUCCUAUUAUUACACCCUUAAUGGACUUUGUCCGGCAGAAAAGAGCUGCGAAGACUGGAUCUCGGAGAAUAUUGGGUAAUGGGAAACUCAGUAGAAGGGCUGGUACAAGUGGAAGUCCUGGUUCAUCCUCAUCCAAGCGAAGUUCUGAAAAGAAGAGAGUUUCAACCACUAUGUAUGUUUUAAGGGACACUGCAAAAAGCACAAGUGGAAAAGACAAAUCAACUUACAUUUUGGUUCCGAAGCGAGAUGAUCAGCAGCUUUCUGAUAAAGCUGUUACUUUAGGUACUGCAUCUGGAGCUGAAGUUUUGGAAGAUGAAAGCGGAGCUUCUGGAAUUACAGAUGCUGGGAAAAAGAAAAUUCUUCUUCUGAAAGGGAAAGAGAAGGAGAUUUCAGAUUUGUCUGGUUUUAUGUUGCAGCAGAAUGCAGCAUCAUUUGAUAAAAAUGUGAUCAGUUCUGCAGUCAAACAGAACCAACGACGUGAGGCCAGUGGCAGGAUAAUCAGAAGCAUACUUUUAAACAAGGAAUCACGUCAAAAUCAAUCUUCUGGGAUUCAGUCUGAGCAUCAAAUGCAAACAUCCAAUUCGGAAAAGGAAAAACGUCCUCCCCGUCCUCCACAUGUGCAAUUGGUUUUGAACACGAAUGGAGCUUUGGAUGAUAAGGUUGUUAUUAAUGAUUUGCAUGGUUUUUCUGGUGAGAAGCAGGAAAAGCGCACAAGAAAUAAGGAUAGGCCUGAUCGAGUUGUAUGGACUCCUCUUCGACGAUCAGAUGGAUCAUAUGCAAGUGAUGAAUCGUUGUCAUUGUCUGCAUCACAAUCUACACAAUCAGGCGUAGAUUCUUCUCAAGGAAAUCUUGGAGAUCUAAAGGUUGACCCAUCAAAUUCAAGGAGUGGAGAAGUUAAAACCCUCACUGGACGUGGCAGUCAUUCUUCUUUAGACAAUGGAUCACAUAAACAUUUUGGUCGUCGAGGACCAUCACACCCAGUGAGGGAUGCUGAUGGCUCAUCUGGCGAGGGGAAGGCUUCAAAGAGAGGUGGUGCUUCUGGUUAUGGUUCCCAUGAGAAGCAAGUGUGGGUUCAAAAGUCAAGUUCUGGUUCUUAGAGUUUUUGGAAAGAAAUUCUCGAUGAUGCUGUGGUUAUUAUUUUGCAGUCGAAUUCUAGUCCCAUGAAAAUUUUGGAGCAUGCAGUUGCUGCAUGCUGGUGGCUGUCUCUUUAUGGAACAGUUGGUCAGGUGUGAGAAAAUGUUUCUGCAACGGAUAAGGUUUUCUUUGGGAAGCCUAGAAGAAAAACGGAAGCUGAUGUCAAUGAUGCAGAUAGUUCAUGUAAUUAAAUACUUGGUGGGUUGGAGAAAUCCGGAUCUUAGUCAAAGGUUGCUCUGAAUAGGAGGAAGGAAGAAAGGAACAAAAAAAAGAUAUCUUCGUUAUAAUCAUAUAUAGGACCACAGAUUUUGCCAGGGGUGUGCCUGCCCCCUUUGUGGGGUUCUUUUACUCACCGGAGGAGCCAAUGAUGUCCUCAUUCUUGCCUUUGACCGACUGCAUAUGGGGAUAUUCUAGUUCUAGAGAUGGAUCCCUUUGGUUAAAACUGUAUAUAAAAUAUCGAAAGAAAGCAGUAUCUUGAUUUCGCAUGGUUCGUUCUUAUAUAUAUAUGACUUGUUAAUCAGUCUAGCAUACGUGAUUGGUGAGAAUUUGUUUAUAGCCCUUUGGUAUUUUGUAGGGCUAUAUCUAUAAUUCGAUUCUCAAUGAAAGAAAGAAAGAAAGAGCCGGAGAGCUUUUGCAAGAUGAUUUGAGAGCAGGUGGGAGUAUGUGAAUGUUUUGACUGAUGGUAAAUGGAGUGAUUUAAAAAGUGUGGAUUAAUGUUAUAAGAUGUUUAGGGACUAAUUGGGUCUUUGUUAUGGCUGUGCUUGUGUUAAUGGAAAUUUACUUUGGUGCAA